Anastrepha obliqua is the source of this 2707-nucleotide messenger RNA. RefSeq names its product serine/threonine-protein kinase fray2-like. Lineage: Eukaryota; Metazoa; Arthropoda; Insecta; Diptera; Tephritidae. The transcript is spliced from 2 exons. The record is from RefSeq and is a predicted model, not a curated record. The coding region runs from base 100 to 1149 and encodes 349 amino acids.
CAUUUGCUUGCCCUGCCGGCUAAUGACGACCCUCUGGAACGACAAAAACUCGAGUUCCUUUUCGAAUGGGGGAUCGAUUUAACGACAACGCCAAAACCAAUGCCAACACCAAUACCAUUAACAAAAGCUAAAAAUCCACCGCCACUGCCACUCAACAUUAAAUCCAUCAAUCCAUCUCAUCAUUCAACAUCGGCGACACAACGCACGACAAUGACGGCGCCGCAUCAGCAAUCGUCACAACAACACGGUGCCGCAGCAACAACAACUAGAACACAUACACCACACACGCCACAAACUACGCAACCGUCAAUGGGGGCGACAGCAUCACAUGCGACGAGCGUCAAGUACACGAAAAGUCCAACACAACAGCAGCAGCAUCAGCAACAACACCAGCGUACAACGCCAACAUCGGCAGCACAUGCGACUACAACAACACCUACAAAAAGUACACAUCAACAACAAAGACUGACACCAGGCGAUCGCACGAGAGCGGCCAGCACAAAAACCACAACACCAACAGCAUCGGCGCCGACAUCUCGGGAACACACUCCAACACGCAGCACACAAUCACAAUUACAGUCACAGUCACAGUCACAAUCGCAAUCACAACAACAUCAACUUCAGCGUCAAUCAUCAGCAAAACGUCACCAAACAUCACACACAACACAACAAAAACCACAACAACAACAACAAUCGCACGAGCAGAGACGCGAUCUCGAUCGAAAAGACUCGCAACGCGAGCGUGAUCGCGCGAAAGAGCGUGAGCAUGAACGCCAGCGAGAGCGUGAAGAUAAUCGCGAGCGCGAUCGAGAUCGUGAUCGUGCACGUGAAAUGGAGCGCGAACGUGAGUAUGCUUACGAGCGAUCGCGUGAUUACCAAAGUGAGCGCGAGUAUGCACGCGAGCGUGAGUAUGCUGCACGAGAUCGUGAAUAUGAGCGUGAAUGCGAACGCGAACGGGAGCGUGAGAUGUCACGUGACGCACGCCAAUGCGACUAUGAACGUGAACGUGAUUACGCACGAGAACGUGACUAUGAACGAGAACGCGACUCUGAGCAUGAACACCCACCGCCAUCAGCACACACACAACAUCAACACCAACAGCAACAACCACAUUACAAUAAAACAAAUUAUAAUUCCGUUUACCAGUAAAAAGAAUGCAACAAAAACAAAUACAAUACUAAAACCAAGUACGAAUUUGAGAAAUUUUUGCUAACGAAAUUUACCACCAACAACAAAAUCGAAUGCUUGAAAACUGAAAUAUCAAAUGCAGUAACAACAACAAAAAUAACAACAACAACAAUAGCAACAUGAACCGGAGCGUUUGCAUCGAUUCGGACGACAUGGCCCCUCCAACGUAGCCGCUGAAUCAUUCUUCGUUGCACUAUGUCUACGCAUCGUAAAGCUCAUACAGCUCAUCGUUCCAUCGCCUGCGAUACUCGCGGCAGCUAACGUACAAAGGUCCAAAAAUCUUCCGCAGAAUCUCUCUCUCAAACACCCCAAGGGACGCCUCAUCGAAUGCUGUCAUCGUGCAAGCAUCUGCGCCGUACGAUAGGACAGCCAUGACGAGAGCCUUAUAAAGUUUUAAUUUUGUUUCCCGGGAUUUUACUAGUCAAUUGCCUACUUAGCACUUGUUGGCAAAAGAGAUUCUACGUUGGAUUUCAAGGCUGACAUUGAUAUCGAUAUUAGUGCUGGUUUCUAAAUAAACGAAGCCUUUUACAACGUCAAAACAUAACUGUCUACAGUGACGUGGGUGCCGAUUCGUGAGUGCACCGACUGUUUAUUUGAUGACAGAAGGUACUUCGUUUUGUCCUCGUUCACCACCAGACCCAUUCGCUUUGCUUCUUUAUUAAUUUUGGCAAAGACAGAACGAACAGCGAGGUUUUUAAGGCCGAUGAUACAUUAUUAUUAUUUUCUAAUAUUAUUUUAGCGCUUUAUUAAAGUAUUAAUACUUUUAUUUUAAUUUUUUUAAUUUUUGCUUGCAAGAAAAUUUAAUUUAAUUUCAAAUAAAUUACUCGUGCCUUGCUUUAGUUUCGAAUUGACAAACUUUUCUUUGUCAAUAUAUUUAUUCAUUUAUUCUCAUGAUUAAGUUAUAAUUUAAAUUACAAGCUAAUAUGCUCAAAGAGCAAUGGCAAUGCAGGGCUUCACGUGGUGUUUCCAAACUGUCCCCCAUCCAAGUACUAAACGCGCUCGACGCUGCUUAAUUUCGAUGAUCGGAUGAGAACCUAUGUUUUCAGCGUCGUAUAAUCGUCGUCACUCUUUGAUAAUUUAUCGUCUCGCUUAAUAAAGCGUACUCUAUAGGCGAGAUGAGAAAACGGCCCCAUAAGUCAUGCUCAGAGAUCAGUGAAAGGUAGUAGGCAUGGAAACGAGAGACUUGUUACACAAAGCUAUUCGUCGCUAUAUGUUUUUAAAGCGCUUGAAUCAUAAAAGAGGAAAAGCCAAGAAUGAGCCACGAGCCAUAAGAUGAAGCUUUUCCGGAAAAUCAAGGCUCGAAGCAAAUUUACAGAAAAGGCGAUUUGAUGACAAAAAUUGAACAAGUGCAGUGAAAAUGAAAUUCAAGGAACCUUAUAUUUUUUUCUGCUCUCAGAUAAAUGUAAUACAUUUUUUUAUUGAAGUUAAUUUUUGUUUUGAAAUUAUAACUAACUCAGUAGCUUAACCAAAAUUAUUUAAGCUAUUAAUUUGCAGUUAUGUAAACUAUAAACAAAAGAUA